Molecule: messenger RNA, 270 nt
Organism: Acaulospora morrowiae
Lineage: Eukaryota; Fungi; Glomeromycota; Glomeromycetes; Diversisporales; Acaulosporaceae
Source: the annotation of a GenBank genome assembly
AUGUCCAGUGCAACGGAGGCUUCCACUUCUCCUAGUGGUCCGGUGAGGGACGUCAAUUGGUACCGCCAGCUUUGGUGGAACACUGGCAAUUUUCACCCCAAAGCUAAGUGGAAUGAGGCGACCGAUACUAGAGAUAUUACCAGAGGUACUAUAUCUGCUGCUGAUGAUUCCAUAGUAAACCAGCUCAAGCAACAUGUGCCUGUUUGUAAGGCAGAUGAUGUGGUAUCAAAAGUGUUACCAGAGGUCAACUACAAGUCACCGGAGGAAUAA